AAGGAAGAAUUGUAAACUUCCGGUUGUGUUGAGGUUUUCGCGCCUAACCGUGCAGCCGUAGUAUCACCAGGCGCUUUUGUUGUUUACGCUAAAAGCGAAACAUGGCGAACCAAAGACUCAACAAGUUAACGAAUUUUUUGACCGAACACUUCACCGCGUUGGCCUUGGAGGUUUUUGGCGAAGUUCAAAGUAUCGUCGAGUCGUACGACGAGGAAAACAAACGACUGCGGAGCAUGCUGCGCACGGUGAUCGGUCCUGAGAUAAAACUACACAUGAUAGAUGCUGGCCCAUAUGUUAAAGCAACCACGUCUACCAGUGAGCAACCUGAGGAGCCGAAGAGCAGCUUUGAAUUUCAAUUAUCGCAGCCGGGGGAAAAAAGCCCCAAAGAAGAGCCAUUUGAAUUUGAAAUUAAGUGGAAUGUAGAACAACAACAUCAGCCAGGUGAACUACACACCAGUAAUGUUGCAAGCGUUGUGAAAGAGGAUCCAGAACAAAAGGAAGAGAAAAUGGACAUGAUGCAUGCCAACCCAGUUGACAUCCAUGUUGAAUCCUGCCCUGACAAUUCAGCCACCUCCUCAGCUGAUGAAGGUGAAAAUGAAGAACAUUCCUCACUGUCAGAUGAAGCUUCAACUUCCUCAUUGAUAAUACGGAGCACAAAUGGUGCUAGUAACAGCAAGGUCAAGAAUCAACAAAAUCCUACAACUACUAGUACUAAGAUGGACCCUGUUGUUUUGAAGGUGAUUAUAGAUCAUCAUAGUGAGAAGCUCAUGUUAUCCUCAGGAAUACCGGACACAUUGGAGCAGCUACACAAGACUGUGAAGGACACCUUCCAGAUUCAUGAGGAAUUCAUACUUCAUUACUUUGACGAAGACUUUGGGAAUUUCUUCACAGUUUAUUCGAUCAGUGAUGUGAAACCUAAGGGAUCAAUAAAAGUGAUCAUUAUUCCUUCCAUAGUGCUAUCAUUAACAUCAGAGACUGAUAAUGUGAUGGAUACUGGCAAUGUGAGUGACACCCCAAGUGUGACAUCAGAUAAGUUCCCCUCACAGUCAUCUUCUACUGCUGUAGAUUUCCAGUUUGAUGGUACAUCAUCAGUAUCAGAACAAGACAUCAUAUUAAGUCCAGAAAGGGAAUUUUGGCCAAAAGAUAUUGAAAUUCCAUUUUUUUCAGUUACAACAGAGACAGUGUUGUUCAAUGCAAACCAACUAUUUCUGAAAGAUGGAACUGUCCUUAACAACACCUGCAUCAAGUCUGAAAUAUUGGAAAAACUGGCAGAUUACAUGUACAGUUAUACUCCGUAUCCAACAGGUCUUCGAGUUGGACAGGUCGCAGAAGCCUUGGUUAAAAAACACCCAUGUCUAACAGAACCUGGAAGUUGCAAUGGAUGGAAUGGAUGGAUGUACAGCUUAAAGUACAAAAUGGGGAAUUACAGGACUAAGCUAAGAAAGCUUGGAUUUCCUGAAGUCACAUGCAAUUCUCUUAGCAAUAAGCGCCCUGGUGAGAGAAAACCAGCCCAAAAAGUAAAAAAAGCAAGAAAAGGAGAAGUUAAGUAUCUUCCACACUAUCCUUUAGGAGAAACUGCUGAACACCAAGAGCAACAGCGGCUCAAAAUUCUGUCUGAAUUAAAGAAGCAAGAGAAGACAACCAUCAAUCAGUUAAUGUCCAGCACGUUUGCUCAUAGGAGACGGGAUGUCGUCAGUCUUCAACUGAAUGUCAAAGAAAUCAAGGACAGGUGGCCAGCCUUGUUUAAUGUAUCACAGAUCAACGCUGAAUUCAAACGAAUUACCACUGUGAAUCUUGAGGCCAAAUUCAUGUACAUGCUGGACCAAUAUAUCCCUAAACUGCUUUCCAUCUUCCAAGCCAAGAAAGGUGCUGCUGGAGAGAGACAUCGCACAGCAAUGAAUAUUCUACUCCAGCAGAGUGAGACUCUUGAGAUAACAAGAGAAGUUGUCAUCCGAUGUCUCAUUGAUCAUCUGGGUGAAGAUGUGGGUGCCUUGAUCAAAGAGUUUGAGAGUUUUGACUAUUUGACCAACCAAGCCAUAAAUGUGGAAGAAAAGCUGGCAGCAGAGGUGAUGGCUGUUUACCUUCUGCAUGACGAAAAUGGACAAACCAACGUGGGAAUCGUCAUUGAGGGAUCCAUUGUACUCGACAACCUUGGGGAUCUGAGCAGAGCCUGCUGCUGCUUGCUUGGACUAACUUUUGCAUUGGACCUAAAUUAUCCUAAAACUCUGAGAUACAUUUUUGAAGUGUUUCAAAAGCUGCUUGCUGAAGUGGAUCCUGGGAACCUGUCAACAAAGGUGCAAAGACUGAAAAACUGUUUAAUGGCAUAGUUGACAGCUGGGUAAAUGAGCACAGAUGGGACUCGCUCUCACAUGGAUCAUUUGUGCUUGGCAAAAGCUGUAUGUACCCUCAGUUAGUAGUAAGGCUCCUCUGGACAGAGACAUGGAUAUUCUUAGGGUUCAUUCUGUCUAAUAGGUGUUGCUUGACUCAAUGUGAAGUCUGAUGUUCUUACUGUACUUUUCUAUUUGGCAUCAAUGCGCUGCAUCCUGGUGUAUUUUUUUCUUUGAUCAUUCCUGACCUAUGAGGAAUCCCUCUUUGAAGUGAUAGUUUCAAACAGUAUUCGCACAUAUCGACUUGAAUGUUUUGAUUAUUAGGCAGAAAGUUUACUCUUUUCUAUCACUGAGAUUUCUAAAUGCGUAAAAAUACAUAAAACUUGGAGACAGUGUGUUGUUUUUCUAAUGGGAAGCCAAAAAUGUAUAACAAAUGUUUAUUCUCCCCCCCUUACACUAAAAUUUUGUCAUUUCUGUAUAAAAGUCAAUUUCUUUGGUGUGAAGAUAGUGCCUAGCAUGUUCUUGCAAACUGUACAAAUGUACAAGUAAUAUUUGGCAUGAAGCCUUUUAGUUAAGAGGCGCUGCAUCCUGGUGCUGUGCUAAGUUGUGACAGUUUGACUUCUGAAGUAAGAGAGUUGGCAGUGGCUUAGAUGCCAUAGCACUUUAACCUCUCUGUUGUACUAUCUCCUGUUCUGUUUGAAGUUUUGCUAAUUAUUAGUGGAAGGAAAAUCCCUAUCUAUUUGCAUGUUUUGGUUAUUAUGCAAUAUACACAAAAAAGUUUUGGGGUGGUAGUCCCAUUUGAUGAAAGACAUUUCCUUUUCUUUUGCAAGAAGGAUUUGAAUUAAAAUGAUCAUAUUUCAUGA
Molecule: messenger RNA, 3190 nt
Organism: Nothobranchius furzeri (turquoise killifish)
Lineage: Eukaryota; Metazoa; Chordata; Actinopteri; Cyprinodontiformes; Nothobranchiidae
Source: RefSeq, a predicted model, not a curated record